This is a messenger RNA of Cololabis saira (Pacific saury), 1781 nucleotides long. It is a transcript of the gene c13h8orf82, whose product is annotated as chromosome 13 C8orf82 homolog. The record is from RefSeq and is a predicted model, not a curated record. NCBI's taxonomy places the organism in Eukaryota, Metazoa, Chordata, Actinopteri, Beloniformes, Belonidae. The transcript is spliced from 3 exons. The coding region runs from base 155 to 880 and encodes 241 amino acids.
AGUAUUUCCGGGUCGUGUCCGUCUCUUUUGUAAACAAUAACACGAGGACAGUCGGAGUUUAGUAACAUCACCUAAAUCUAGAAAACACAGCAGUUCCUGUUUACACUAAACAUUUCUUUACUUUUAAUUGGGACUUUCUUCACCGUCCACGGUGAUGUCGCUCCUCCGGACCGCAGCGGUCCGGCUCCGAGCUGCGGCCGGGCUGCGAGGCGCCCUGGCCGGCCACGCCGCCCGCCGAGCCGCCGCCACCUACAUCCAGGGCCAGAGCCCCGAGCCCCGGAUCAGGGAAUACUUCUACUACAUCGACCACCAGGGACAGCUGUUCCUCGAUGACACCAAAGUGAAGAACUUUGUCACCUGUUUCAAAGAUAAAAACUUCCUGGUUUUCUUCUUCAGCCGCCUGAAGGUGAACCAGAGCGGCCGUUACGAGGAGGACUUCCCCUUCCUGUCGCCGUGCGGCCGCGAGAGGAACUUCAUACGCUGCGAUGACCGGCCCGUCGUCUUCACCCACCUGCUGCCGAGCCCCCCGGGGCCGGACCCGGGUCUAGACCCGGCACCAGGCCCGGGAUCUGGCCCAAGAUCAGCCCCGGACCUGCUGUCCUACUGCGGCGGAGCCGAGAAGCUGGCCGUGCCGUUCCGGCCCGAGACGCUGUACAUGCACCCCGUCACGGGCCGGGUCUACCACCCCGGGCCCGAGCGCUCGGGGGGCGUGGGCCUGGUCCGCUCGGCGCUGGCCAUCGAGCUCAGCCCGUGCUUCGUCUACCCGCCGGAGAGCUGCACGUCCGAGCAGCCCACGCACUUCCUGUGGGCGGGGCGGGAACGCGCGCUGACCAACGAGCUGGCAGGAAGCCUCCCCCCGGCGGAGGGGGGACUGGGUUAAGGUCCAGAACCGCAGAAACCAUCACAAAAGCAGUGAUGAGGCUUUAAAGCAGCUGCUGCGGUUCAAAUCCGGACCGGAGCGUCUUUGUAACGUGAGUCAAGCAACACCGGAUCAGCUGGUGGAUCUGUGACCUUUGACCUUUCAGCCUGAUCUUCAUCACACCGUCUCUGCUCGGGUUCAGUCUUUGACCCGCAGGAACUAUUUGAUUUAAAUCCCUCACAGGUUCAACCAGAACGUAUAAAGAUUGAAAAAUGUGUUAGAUUCCUAAUGCGGUGAAUAAUCCGGAUCUGGUUUCUCCUGAAAACACGGCGUGCUGCCUGCAGGCUCCGGCGCUCGGGACCAGACUCAUGAUGCAGCCGGAGGAACCAGGAGAAGACUGAGACGGACAUGUGCAGUAUCACCCACGGGAUUUAAAAUGCGACCUUUAUCCAGGAACAGAUCCAGCAGAGUACAGUGUUGAUGUCCGCCCCGCUUGGUGUUCGCUGCUUCGUAAAUGUCAGGAACGUUUGCUGGGGCUUAAAGUGGAGCCGCCGGCGCUCCGAACGAUCAAACUCUGUCUCAGGAAUCUGUUCAGAGGUGGAAUCAUCCGCUCAUGCACUUUACUUUCCUGCACAGAUGCAGCGUGUCUUUGUUUUUGGUGUCUGAAAAUGGUUUCAAAUCAAUAAAUCCUGGAAAGGCAUGAAGUUUACUCGUUGAAUUUACAUUCAAUUCAAUUCAGUUUUAUUGAUAAAGUGUCUAUUACAACACAAGUUGUCUCUAGGAUCUUUCUAAUAACCCCCGAGCAAUUAUUACAGAAACAACGGCAGGUAAAAACUCCCCUUUAGGGGGGAAGAAACCUGGACCAGGACCUGGAUCAUAAGGGGAGAUGCUCCUGCUAAACGCUAACUAGACGUUUGAAAUA